This is a messenger RNA of Falco peregrinus (peregrine falcon), 1941 nucleotides long. It is a transcript of the gene CDC42SE1, whose product is annotated as CDC42 small effector 1. The transcript has 5 exons. Gene Ontology annotation, biological process: regulation of Rho protein signal transduction. The coding region runs from base 677 to 913 and encodes 78 amino acids. Gene Ontology annotation, cellular component: plasma membrane. Gene Ontology annotation, molecular function: small GTPase binding. The record is from RefSeq and is a predicted model, not a curated record. Lineage: Eukaryota; Metazoa; Chordata; Aves; Falconiformes; Falconidae.
AGGACCCUUGAGGUCCCCAGCCCUUCUGGGACCUCCAGCCCAGCCGGGACCCCCCAGCCUUAGAGUGACCCCCAGGGCCUCCAGCCCUUCUGCCGCCUCCCAGCCCUACCGAGCCCCACGGGACCCCCACCCUUGCUGGCACCCAGUGCUCCCAGGCUGGCAGCCGUGACCAUCCCACGCAAAAGGGGGUUCUCCUCCAGUUUGGCACCCCAUCCUGGGGGUCCUGGGCCUGCAACCGGGGGGGGUCCCAGGUCUCUUGUCCAGCACGGCCCCGUUCCCGCACACUGCCCUCCCUCUGAGCUUGGGGGGACCCCAGUGGGCACCCUUGGGGUGGGUGACCCCCGGUGCUGGAGGCCUGCAGUGCAACCCCCCGCCCCACUGAACAGCCUCCCCCCUCUCCCUGGUCCCCCGCCGGUGACGCAGAGCUGCCGAGCGGUGGUUUCCCAACAGGGAAGUCAUUUUGUGCAUGCCGGCACGGGCCCAUGAGCCGCCCUCCCCGGGGGCCACUGAAGGGCCAGGCCCCAUCACCCAGCUGGCUGCUCCUCUCCACGCCGUGCCACCCUGAUCAGGUCCCCCCACCUGUCCCCAUGGAGUGACCCUGCACGGGGGUCUCUGCACCGGUGCGGCCCCCCACCGGCAGCCAGCCUGGCACGGAGGGAAGCUGGCCGCCGUGAAUAUGAGUGACUUCUGGCACAAGCUGGGCUGCUGUGUCGUAGAGAAGCCACAGCCGAAGAAGAGGAGGAGACGGAUCGACCGCUCCAUGAUCGGGGAGCCCAUGAACUUCGUCCACCUGACGCACAUUGGCUCUGGUGACAUGGCCGCAGGCGAAGGCCUGCCCAUGACUGGCGCCGUCCAGGAGAUGAGGUCCAAGGGUGGACGGGAGCGACAGUGGAGCAACUCCCGGGUCUUGUAGACUAUUCCUGGCUUUUUCAGCCCAAAUUUGAACUGCCUGAUUCCCAACCGGAGGAGAAGCCGACCUCGAGCGCUUUAACCCCGCGGUAAUUUAUGCAGAGCAAUCCUCGCCCAGCUCCCGGUGGCUUUUGGUUGUCACCCCUCCCCCCAGCAAACCCCUCCUUCCCGGAGGCAUCGGUCGGUGACGCGGGGAGGGAGCAGGGACAGCAGCCCCCACCUCGCACCCGACCGGCAUCUCAGCCGAAAAGACGCAGCUGCCCUCACGAAGCGUGCCAGGAGCUGCCGGGCGCAGCCAAGAUGUGCCAAAUCCUCCCCCUUUUCCCUUUCUCCACACCAGCGUCUCCCACGGGCCCCUCUUGGCACUGGGCCACGGUGCCUUGGUUUUCCCAGGGGACUGGGGCCUGUCCUGGUGCGGAGGCUGAUUUGGUGUCCUCCCGGGAAGGCGUGGAAGAGCAAAACUGGGAUUAAAGCCCAACGCUUCGGUGUCUCACCGGCAGCGGCUCAGUGCCGACACCACCACCAAGCCCACGGUGCCUCCAGCUGGCAUUUCCACCGCCGGUAAACUGCCACCUUCCUUCUUUUUUUAGGAUUUUUUUUUCUUUUUUUUUUUUUUUUUUUUUAAAAGCUCAAAAAAACCAACUAGGCAGCCUCCGCCACCUCGGAGGCAGGACUGUGGUGGGGUCACCUCCACCCGGGAUCGCCACCAGCGUUUCACCAGCACCGGCCGAGGCAGGACGGGGCCCGACCCAAGAAGGGACUCGGGCUCCCGAAUUCAGGCGCGGGUGUAUAUAGUUUAAAUAGCGCCGGGAUUAAAUAUUAAAUAGCACGUGCCAGGCAUCACGGCCAGGCGGCAGAGGCUUUCCUCCUCGCCAUGCUCCAUGCCACGCUGGGAUGCUCCUGUGCGGAGCCGUGCUUUUCCAGCCCCACGGUGCGCUUGGCCUUGGUAAGCCAGUGCCGAUGCUUGAUUCGGUUUUCCCUCCCCUGGGAAAAACAACCCAACCUUGAAAUAAAACCCUUGUGCUGGCCCGA